AUGGUAAUGGAAGGACCAUGUAAAUCAAGUGUCCCAGAUACAAUGCAAGAUUUUGUCAAUGAGUUAAUUAAAAAGUAUGGAAUAAACUUAAUCCUGGCACUUUUGGUUAAAGACUUACAGAUUCUGGGAACAGAUCAAGGUUAUCCCUUUCCUGUUUUUGGUGGAUCACUGUAUCUACGUGGGUCAUUGCUCGCUGUACUUGCUGACACACCUGCAGCUCAAUCUCUUGGUGGGUUCAAAGAAGGGGUUGGUGGAGCUCGUCGCAAAUGUCGUCACUGUAUGACCAACUUUGAGCAGAUGCAGAAUUAUUACAAAGAGGAAGAGUUUUUAUUACGUACAAAGGAGGAUCAUGAAGAACACUUGAACAAAAUUGAGAAUGCACCAUCUAAGUAUUUGAAAGAAUAUUAUUCCAAGCAUUUUGGAAUUAACAGAAGAACAAACCUGAUAAAUGUUCCACAUUUUGAUGUUUGCGAACAACUUCCUCAAGAUGUUAUGCAUCUUUUUUUGGAAGGAAUACUCAGCUAUCAUCUUAAGUAUUUGUUCCAUCACUACAUCACAGAAAUUUCUGCAUUUACCCUUCUGGACCUCAACAGAGAAAUUAAACAUUUUCCUCUUGGCUAUGGAGAAGAAAAAGACAGACCCGUAGUUAUUAAAGAGAAUGAUCUUCUUUUUGACAAAAGUACAAACCUUGGACAAAGUGCAGCUCAAAUGCAAUUGCUUUGUAACAUUUUGCCAUUUAUUUUGGGGAUGUGUGUAGACCUGUACUCAGUCCACUGGAAGUGCUUUAUGUCACUUCUUGAAAUAAUGAUGUUGUGCUUCUCUCAUUCUAUCAGUUAUGCUGCCAUCCUAGUUUUAAAGAACAAGAUUGCAAGUUAUCUGCCAUUGUUUAAGGAACUGUACAAUGCAAGAAUAACACCAAAACUUCAUUACCUUGUGCAUGUUCCCUCAUUAAUGUUUAUGUUUGGCCCGCUGAUCCGAUCCUGGUGUAUGAGGUUUGAAGCAAAACAUUCAUACUUCAAAAACAUUGCAAAAGUCAUUAGAAACUUCAAAAAUCUUCCACUGUCACUUUCUACCAGACAUCAGAGUAUGGAAUGUGCUGACAAUAUUGUAUUAAAUGAAGGUAUAGAUCCAUGUCCAUUAAUUAAAAAGAAUAUUGUAUUUGGCAGUUCUAAACCUAUUAUUAGUGCCCAAGAUAUUAGUUAUGUUAGGGAAUGUUUGUUUAGAUUUUACAACAUUCAGAACAAUCAAGUGGAUGCAUGUAAUAUAUUCCUUCUUAGUUCUGUCACUAUUUAUGGUACUGUAUAUAAACCAGGGAAAAAUAACUUCAUUGACGUGUCUAAAAAUGCUCCAGAAUUUGGAAGAAUUAUAAAGAUUUGGUAUGUUGAGUACCAUGGUAUUUUUUUUGUUAUCCAAGUAAUGCAUACAACAUCAUUCUGUGAAGAGCUAAAUACUUAUGAAAUUGAAGAACCACACUUGCCAGAGGGCCAGGAAAUAUUAGCAUCAAGUGAAAUCAGUCAUCCUAAAGUAUGUCACACUUACCAGUUUAAUGAGAAAUUAUACAUUGUACAGAGAGAGAACACUUUUUAG
This is a messenger RNA of Actinia tenebrosa (Australian red waratah sea anemone), 1587 nucleotides long. RefSeq lists its product as uncharacterized. Lineage: Eukaryota; Metazoa; Cnidaria; Anthozoa; Actiniaria; Actiniidae. The record is from RefSeq and is a predicted model, not a curated record.